This is a messenger RNA of Desarmillaria tabescens, 1110 nucleotides long. RefSeq names its product FabD/lysophospholipase-like protein. The transcript is spliced from 3 exons. NCBI's taxonomy places the organism in Eukaryota, Fungi, Basidiomycota, Agaricomycetes, Agaricales, Physalacriaceae. Bases 1 to 1110 code for a protein of 369 amino acids. Gene Ontology annotation, cellular component: membrane. Gene Ontology annotation, biological process: arachidonate metabolic process. The record is from RefSeq and is a predicted model, not a curated record.
AUGGCUAUCAACACGAGGCCCUCUGCACCAGAUCUUCCUGUGAACUUGCUAUCUCUCGAUGGCGGCGGUAUCCGUGGCGUAUCCGAACUCUUCAUCCUCGACGAGAUUAUGAGGCGCAUCCAGAUCUACCAAAACCUCCCUCAAACCCCCAAGCCUUGCGAAUACUUUGAUCUCAUCGGCGGAACCAGCACCGGAGGACUAAUCGCAAUCAUGCUAGGAAGGCUAAAAAUGUCCACCGAAGACGCCCUCCAAAAUUACAACAGAAUCUCCAGCGCGGUGUUCAGCGCCGAGAACAGGAAACCUUUCUACAGCGACGGAAAGUUCAAAGCAACUACAUUGGAGAAGGAGGUCAAGAACGUCGUCCGCCGGGCUGGGUACAGCGACGAUCAGAAGCUGUUGGAUCCCAACGCGGGGAGAAACUCGAAAGGAAACGCGUACGUUCCUAUUCUCUUCUCACAAAAUAUCGCCCUCACCAGUUCCGACAGCUUCGUAUGCUCCAUGACCGGAAUCAACCUCCGGUCUCCUCAACGCUUCCGCACAUAUCAAGGACUCCCCAACCAAGGUCCCGACUGCAAAAUAUGGGAAGCUGCACGUGCCACCACAGCAGCACCAACCUUCUUCAAAGCCAUCAAGAUUGUCGGACCAGGCGGUUUCGGGCCCGAUUAUGUCGAUGCAGGCCUGGGGUUCAACAAUCCCACAAAGGAGGUCCGUGACGAAGCUAAGGAGCUAUUCGGCAGCAACCGACGUAUCGGCGUGUUCCUCAGCAUCGGGACAGGCCAUCCAGGCCCUAGCGGGUUCCAGCAGCCCAAAGGGAUAGAGAAGGUCCUCCCGUUGGAGCUCAUCCGGGUCUUGCAGCGUAUCACGACAGACUGUGAGAGCGUAGCGGACGAACUGGCCAAAGAAUACAGUGGUGAUGGUGUGUACUUCCGGUUCAACGUUCUCCACGGCGCCGAGGGAGUGUAUUUGGACGAGUGGAAGAAGAUGAGCGAGGUAAUGGCGCAUACGGCUUCAUACUUGAGAGGGCCGGAGGCUUCAACGCAGAUUGAUAGGGUCGUAGCUUGUCUCUGUCGUGUCGGAGUCGGACAAGGAAAGACGUUGGAUUCGUUGUAG